Penicillium verhagenii is the source of this 1746-nucleotide messenger RNA. RefSeq lists its product as uncharacterized. Bases 1 to 1746 code for a protein of 581 amino acids. Lineage: Eukaryota; Fungi; Ascomycota; Eurotiomycetes; Eurotiales; Aspergillaceae. The record is from RefSeq and is a predicted model, not a curated record. The transcript has 5 exons.
AUGGAUCAUCUGCAGUCGUUCACGUUACCAGGUGCUCGACCUUCCAAUUCAGAAUCUAGUCCGAGAGCCGCCGCCCCGCUUGAUCGACCGUCGUUCACCUUUAUUGACCAUGAUGAUGAUUUAACCUCCAAACGAAUCAAAGAUGUCAAUGCCCGCAAGGCGAUCCGCUCGCAUGUUAUGCGCGAUGUACGUCGCCGAGAAAGGUUAGCAGGGACCAAACGGACAUCAAGGCGGGAGAACCGUGAACAGGCAACUACAAAAUCCCGACGGAAAGUUUUUGAGGGUUCCGAGGACCAACAACUGGUCCCGAGGGCUGGAUCUCAGGCCUCUGUCUCUUCAAUGGGAGAUACAGACCUGGAGAGCAUUUUCUCUGAUUCAAAACCUCGACGAGCACGUCCGCCACGGUGGCUGGCUGGCUAUCCACUGCCUUGCCAUUUGAGCCUCAACCCACGAACUCUCCCCGCAUCGUGGUUCUAUGACCCUUUCUGUUCAUCACCGGCUACCAGUGAACUUCCUUCUAUGAUUGCACAUUUAGUUUACUACUGGAAAACCGUCUUUGUUCCCAUGACCUUUCCGAGUGGUCGCAAGGGCGCGGAGAUUCCCGAGCUAGAGCUGAUGGUCCGAUCAUCCUUCUCUGACCCGGGAAGUUUCUUUGGUCUCAUGAGCAUGUGUGCUGCGCACCGAGCCGCUUUGGCUACAAAUCGACUCGAGUCCUUUGGUUCAAUUGGUGACUAUGGUCGAGUCGUAAACGAUUCUGAAUAUUGCAUCAUGAAAGCGAAAUCCAUUCACGAGAUGAACGCCAAAGUACAAGACCCCAUAUUAGCACUUAGCAACGAGGCAUUCGAUACGAUUGUUAAUCUUCUCACUGGAUCAUUAAUCGCUGGUUUGUUUGACGAAGCUCGGAUCCACCUAACUGGCCUAAGCCGCAUGGUGGAACUCCGAGGUGGAAUUACGGAUAAGAGCAUAAGCUCAUCUUCGAUGCUGUCAGCCAUUCUUACGAGCGACGUGAAAGCCGGCACGGGGCUUUUGGCGAAACCAGUAUUCCCACUAACUUGGGAUUCACAACCUGUACCUCUUGAUAUACAGCACCGAAUUCGGCCUCCUCCUUCAUCGCCCAUUCGACGACUUGGCUCUGGCUUCUGGGCCAAUACACUCCUCAGUCCGCCAUUAUUACGCAUCUUGAAUGUCGUUCGGGACAUGAUAUUUUACAGCAUCACUGUCCAGGUUGCGCCUCAGGCCAUUCGCUUCAGUGAUCAUGAUUUUUUUCGAGUUCUUAAUUGCGAAACCGAGCAUCAACUGCUCAGUUAUAUUUACACUGAAGAUUCCAGGUCCGAGAGAAUUCACCCGAUCGAGGCCGUCACCCGUGUGACUUCAAUAUGUUUUCUCAACCAUUUUCUCAUCGUUUCUCCUCCCUUUUCGGGCCUCGGUCGGGCUCUCACAAAACACCUCAUGAAGGCAGUGAAUACCAUCAGACUUAACCUUCUCCUCGAACUAUCCAGAGAGAAUUUCGGCUUGUUUGCCUGGGCUUUAUUCAUUGGAGCUCAAGGGUCACUCGGCCAACCCGAGCGACACUGGUUUGUAGAGCGGUUGGCCCGCGUCGCAAUGUUAUGUGAGUGGCAGACUUGGGAGCAGGUCUCCCAGAUCCUUACCGACUAUUUCUUUAUUGUGGCUGCCCAAGGAUCGAGAUGGCGGGCUAUUUGGGACGAAGCGAUGUCAGGGUUUGUGAUAUCCGCUGAUGGAGCGUGA